UUCUUGGAUUUUUUUAUUAGGUUUCACAUCGUUCUGUCAGUUUAGCAUUGAGAUUGAGUCUUCGGUUUUAUGCGAGUGAAUUUCUAUGUUAUGCGAUUUGAGGUAAGUAAAUUUAUGGUAAUGUCCGUACAGUUUUUAAAAACAUGAUUUGACUUGUUUUUGAAGUGGUGGUGGGACUAACCCGUUUUAUACAAAAGUAAGUAUGAUUGAUUUGAAGUAAAAUUUUUAUGUUUUUCAUUAAAUUGAGCAUGCUUUCUUGAAAUUUAAUUGAUUGUCCUGAUGAUUUGAAAGUGAUUGGUGAAUUAUGGUUUUUCUGUUAACUUUUGGCUGUUUUGUCUCCGAUGUGGUUAUGUUAUUAGUGACUCUACUAGUUGGGGAGUUUAUAAACGCUAGCAUAUGUCGACAUGUUAUUGAUAGAACCGGUUCGUUCGAGUGACCCUGUUAGUGGGGUUUAUACACCAGCAAAUAGUGCGCCUGCCAGUGGGUGGUUUAUAACACUGGCCAUGACUUAUAGAGGAGACGUCUAUUUCGUUCCCAUACUGUAUCCGUUUUUCGUGAUCAUACUUGUUGGCAUGCUAUAAGUUUAAUUAAGGGCUAUUCAUAUUUUACGUACUGAGUUUAUUUCAUAGUUUUUCCUUGUCCACCAUUUCAAGAAGCGAAACCGAGGACAGGGAAACCACAGGAAGUGACAAGUUAAAAGGCUAGCCAUUUGGAGAUUGAUAUAGAUUUUAGAAAUAAAUCAUGUUUUUGUAAGAUAGAUUUUACCUUGAAAUUUUAUGGUAUCAAAACAGAUUUUAUGAGAGUAGAUUUUUGCGAUAUGAUUUAAGUUAUUGGAUUGUCAGAUGCGAAUUGGAUAAGUUCCGAACCUUGUGCAUUUGUGGGACCCUCUCAUGAGUGUACGGCGUUUGUUACGCCUUGGAUUUGGGUUUUGGGGCGUGACACCUCAAUUACACAUGUUUUUUAAAUUUUGUUUUAUAAUUCUUUUCUUGUACUUUUGGUGUAAACUAACCACUAUAAUAUGGUUUAGUCAAAAAUAAAAUUCACGAAAAUAC
Rubroshorea leprosula is the source of this 1052-nucleotide messenger RNA. The record is from the annotation of a GenBank genome assembly. NCBI's taxonomy places the organism in Eukaryota, Viridiplantae, Streptophyta, Magnoliopsida, Malvales, Dipterocarpaceae.